AGCGAGCGUAGGGAGCGCGCUCGCAUAAACUUUGUGCCUGCGAGAGCGCCUGGGUCGGCUCGCCGGGCUCCCAGAGUGGCCGGCUCCGGGCUGCUAGGGCCGGCGGCUGCCGAAGGAUGCGCCGCGCCCGACCGAGCCGAUCCCACCGCUCCAGGUGAGACGGCUCCAGGGGCGCAAAGAGCCGCGGCCAUGGGAACCCUGGGCAAGGCGAGAGAGGCUCCGCGGUGAGUAGCUGCGGCUCCUCGGAGAGCGCUGCACCUCUACUGGGGAGCGAUAGCUGAGCGAUGUCCCCUGCGGUCCUCUUCAGUGGGAAACCUUGCCAUGCCUCCAGAGCUGGCCCCAAAGCAAGACUAGAGGCCAAAUCAACCAACAGUCCUCUCCCUGCCCAGCCUAGCUUGGCCCAGAUAACCCACUUCCGAAUGAUGGUGUCCCUGGGACAUUUGGCCAAAGGAGCCAGCUUGGAUGAUCUUAUUGACAGCUGCAUUCAAUCUUUUGAUGCAGAUGGAAACCUAUGUCGAAAUAGCCAACUGUUACAAGUCAUGCUAACCAUGCACCGGAUCAUCAUCUCCUCUGCUGAGCUGCUACAAAAACUCAUGAAUCUAUAUAAGGAUGCCUUGGAAAAGAAUUCUCCGGGAAUUUGCCUGAAGAUCUGCUAUUUCGUCAGGUAUUGGAUAACAGAAUUCUGGAUCAUGUUCAAAAUGGAUGCCAGCUUGACCAGCACCAUGGAAGAGUUUCAAGACCUGGUGAAAGCCAAUGGUGAGGAGUCCCACAGCCACCUCAUCGACACGACACAAAUUAAUGCUCGAGACUGGUCCAGGAAACUGACUCAGAGGAUAAAAUCAAAUACCAGCAAGAAGAGGAAAGUGUCCCUGUUGUUUGACCAUCUGGAACCUGAAGAACUGUCUGAACACCUCACCUACCUUGAGUUCAAGUCCUUCCGAAGGAUAUCUUUCUCCGAUUAUCAAAAUUACCUUGUAAAUAGCUGCGUAAAGGAGAACCCCACCAUGGAGCGGUCCAUUGCCCUGUGCAACGGCAUCUCCCAGUGGGUACAGCUGAUGGUUCUCAGCCGUCCCACCCCGCAGCUUCGGGCAGAGGUCUUCAUCAAAUUCAUCCAUGUAGCUCAGAAGCUUCACCAGCUACAGAACUUCAACACGCUGAUGGCUGUGAUCGGGGGACUGUGUCACAGCUCCAUCUCCAGGCUCAAGGAGACAAGUUCACAUGUCCCACAUGAGAUCAAUAAGGUUCUGGGUGAGAUGACUGAACUGCUGUCCUCCUGCAGAAACUAUGACAACUACAGGCGAGCCUAUGGGGAGUGCACCCACUUCAAAAUCCCCAUACUGGGUGUGCACCUCAAGGACCUCAUAUCCCUGUAUGAAGCCAUGCCCGACUAUCUGGAAGAUGGGAAGGUGAACGUUCAAAAGCUCCUGGCCCUUUACAAUCAUAUCAAUGAAUUGGUCCAGCUGCAGGAGGUAGCCCCACCGUUGGAUGCCAACAAGGACUUGGUGCACCUGCUGACGUUAUCCCUGGAUCUAUACUACACAGAAGACGAAAUCUAUGAGCUUUCCUAUGCCCGUGAACCAAGGAACCACAGAGCUCCGCCACUGACACCUUCGAAGCCACCGGUGGUAGUGGACUGGGCCUCUGGAGUGUCUCCCAAACCUGACCCGAAGACCAUCAGCAAACACGUCCAAAGGAUGGUGGAUUCUGUCUUUAAGAACUAUGAUCUCGACCAGGAUGGGUAUAUCUCUCAGGAGGAGUUUGAGAAGAUCGCUGCAAGCUUUCCGUUUUCCUUCUGUGUGAUGGACAAAGAUAGGGAAGGCCUCAUCAGCAGAGACGAGAUCACAGCCUACUUCAUGAGGGCCAGCUCCAUCUAUUCCAAGCUGGGCCUAGGCUUUCCCCACAACUUUCAAGAGACUACUUACCUGAAGCCCACCUUCUGUGACAACUGUGCUGGCUUUCUCUGGGGCGUGAUCAAGCAAGGCUAUCGUUGUAAAGACUGCGGAAUGAACUGCCACAAACAGUGCAAAGACCUGGUGGUGUUCGAGUGCAAGAAACGAACCAAGAGCCCGGCGCUAUCCACAGAGAACAUCAGCUCUGUAGUACCAAUGUCCAGCCUUUGUCCACUGGGAACCAAAGAUUUGCUCCAUGCACCCGAAGAAGGAUCUUUCAUUUUCCAAAACGGAGAGGUUGUGGACCACAGUGAGGAGAGCAAGGAUCGGACCAUCAUGCUCCUGGGAGUGUCCUCACAGAAAAUCUCAGUUCGGCUGAAGAGGACUGUUGCCCACAAGACCACCCAGACAGAAUCGUUCCCUUGGGUUGGAGGCGAGAUUCCCCCUGGUCACUUUGUGCUGUCUUCUCCAAGGAAGUCCGCGCAGGGCGCUCUUUAUGUGCACAGUCCAGCAUCUCCAUGCCCCAGCCCAGCGCUGGUCCGAAAGCGGGCAUUCGUCAAGUGGGAGAACAAAGAGUCCCUUAUAAAACCAAAACCAGAGCUUCACCUCAGGCUCCGGACCUACCAAGAACUGGAACAGGAAAUAAAUACCCUGAAAGCAGAUAACGAUGCUCUGAAGAUCCAACUGAAGUAUGCACAGAAGAAAAUAGAAUCCCUGCAGCUUGGGAAAAGCAAUCAUGUCUUAGCACAGAUGGACCAUGGUGAUUGUGCUUAAUCCAGAAAUUCAAGGAACAGAGCGUGCAAAAGGGCAUACUGGGGAUCUCACUUCAAAUCUGAUUGCAGAGGUCCAGCAACUUUAGAUUGACUGACUUUGAAAGGGUAGAGCUGGACACUGUUGUCGGCAUCCUUGGUUUUUACCUAAACUGUCUUUAAUGUGAGUCAUUGGUUUUCAGUCAGUUGAGUCAAAGGGAAGAAAAGCUCAAGUAUGUAAAGCAUUGAGCAUUCAUAUUCUAACCUUCUUUCUGUACUGAAACUAAUACCAAACGUGUGCUAAAAUAAGACUAUAGUUUCCUGAUAGUGUCUCGGGCAGCCUGCUUUACUGAUUCGUACUUAAAUAGAGUCCCUGGUGAAUCAAGUUGCUGCCUUCCCCGGGGUUUCUGCAAACUGAGUUACUUUGUUCUACCCCAAACCUGCUCAUAAUGGAAACAAUACCCUAAAAGUGAUGACUUUGACAUGCCUGCAUUGUUUGUGAAACUGAUCCCUAUUGUAUUCACUACCUCAGACCUCAUCAAGAGCCUCUUUCCCCACUGUCCUUCACUCACCUUCUCCUUCCUCCCUUGCUUAUAGGCACAUCAGAACAUCUACCUAGAAGUGAACUCCUAGCAGUGUAGCCUGGUUUUAAAUCCAGAGCUUCUUAAUUGAACUUGACAUUGUCUAAUUGCAGGCCAACUUAUAGCUCUAGGUCUUAGUCAUUAUGAAAUACAAAAUAAAACUCACUCACUACCCACAAGCAGCAAUUACCAUGUCAUACGCACAGCUAAUUAGCUAAGUCAAACCACAAUAACAUGUUUAUCCAGAUAGUCUUUCAAUAGUGGGUAGAAUUAAGAAUCUGUGACUUUUUAAGAGAAAUGGUCUGUGAACAGUAUUUAAUUCUUCGUGUUCUAUUCUCUCUCAAGUAAACUAUCACAAGGUUCUCUUUUGAACUGGUUUUGUGCUUAAGUUGUCUUCACUUUUACUAUCUACAAAUAAGCUAAUGGGUGUGAUGGCUGUAACAGCUGGCAGCAUUUACAUGUGUGUAGAAUGUGAAUAUAUAUAGUAUCAGACAUGCAUGGAACUUGGACUUUCUCCUUUAGAAAAUGCAGACGUGAAUCAAAUGCCUUUUAGUCAUUUACACAAAUUCGCAAGUAUAGUUCUGCUCAGUAUAAGGCAAACUGCUAACAAUGUAAAUUGUUCUUCUCUGCAAAACUGUAACAGUGUCCAAGUAUUCUUUCGUGAAGGUUAAAAUCAGUGGGUUUGUCUUGUUGCCUGCAAAGCAAUUCACAAACUUUCUUGUGAGCUUCCUUUUAACUUUCAAAAACAUCUCAACAGAUUGUGUCCUUUUGGGGAGACUUAGCUUCCAUGGUUGGAAGGUCUGGCACCACACUAAUUUGUAAUUUAAUAUGCAGGACCAGCAAUUUGAGAAUACCAAAACUAAAUAAAUAAAUACUAAAUAAAAACUAAAUAAAUAAAAACUAAUAAAUUCUAAAACCAACUGGGCAAUGGGAGAACAUGCCUUUAAUCCCAGCACUUGGUGGGCAGAGGCAGGCUGAUCUCUGUGAGUUUGAGGCCAGCCUGGUCUAUAGAGUGAGUUCCAGGACAGUCAGGGAUACACAGAGAAACCCUGUCUGGAAAAAUCAAAGGAAAAAGUCUUUAAAAGUUUCAACCCUACAACCAAGAGCACCAAGUCUACAGAGGAAUAUGAACUGUACAUGAUGCAGCCCCCUAAAGGACGCAAACCAUUUAAGACGUUCCUUUGAUUAAAGACCACUGCCUAUUUGCAUACCUCUUUGGAGAAUUUCAGUGAAUUCUCCAAAGAGCUGGAUCAUGGUGAAUGUCUCUCUAAACUUUAAUGAACUGCUUUACACACAGAUUUAUCCUUAUUCUACAUCCAAACUCAGAAAUUUGCAAAGCAUGUAUACCAUCUGGUACACACACCUCUGUGUGGUGUAUAUAUUAUAUGGAAAAUUUUAUGGAAUGAUAUGACUAGUGGCAGACCUCGAAAUUGGUAUUUUCAUUAUGUUUUCCUCUGUUAUGCACUAGUACAACUGUAGAGCUUAAUUUUCUAGACACUGUCUUUUUCUUAUUUCUCAUCCCCAGUAAAGAUCUCCCAGUGAGAUUUUGUGUAAAUAAUCUGUAACAUAGGAAUUCAGAGGGCCUCAGUCAUUUGUCACAGCUAGAUGACCUUACAGACAGCAGAAGGGACAGGAAAGACAAUGGGAGACAAUAGUUUUCCUCACAAAUUCUUACAUUCCAGCCAGGACAAAGGAUGUUUGGAGUCUGAGUUGGUACUGUUCCUGCAGAAUGGUAGGAGCAGGUGGGAUCUAUUGAUACAAUCUGGAACAAAGUUUGGCUUGUCACACAAGGUUUUGUUUACCAGGCUGACUUGAAAUGUUUGGCAGAUGGGUGUCUGCCAACGCAAGGACUGAUCCUGAGAGCGGCAAAGUGUCUGCUCAUCUUCUCUGUGGAGUGACUCACCCCUUUACUGACCGCUUGUGAAAUUGUCUAAAAAUGUAUACUGUAAAAGCUUCGAAAGAAAUGUACAAACUGUAAGAUUUUUUAUACCUAUUGUAUGUUUUCUGUGUCUCAUAUUUAUAUCAUAAAAGACGUUGGAUCCCUAUAA
Messenger RNA from Mastomys coucha (southern multimammate mouse), 5267 nucleotides. RefSeq names its product RAS guanyl releasing protein 1 (gene Rasgrp1). Gene Ontology annotation, biological process: Ras protein signal transduction; positive regulation of GTPase activity. Gene Ontology annotation, cellular component: plasma membrane. Bases 285 to 2663 code for a protein of 792 amino acids. The record is from RefSeq and is a predicted model, not a curated record. The transcript is spliced from 17 exons. Gene Ontology annotation, molecular function: calcium ion binding; guanyl-nucleotide exchange factor activity. Lineage: Eukaryota; Metazoa; Chordata; Mammalia; Rodentia; Muridae.